CGGCGCAUGCGUAGUGCGACGUUGCCUGUACCCACCAGACGCUGACGCCCCGCCUCCCUUGGGCCGCCUUGUUGGAUGAGCCUAGGUGCGCCUGUUUUCUUGCUCCUUUAGCCUGUGUUGAGUCGGGACGGCGGCAGCGGUAGUUGCUCGGUCUCAGCCUUCUUUCUGUGGACGUGAGACGGCGAGAGAGGGAGGAUGUGCGAGCCCAGCAAGCAGGACAUUGUCGCCGUCUUCAAACGGCUCCGCGCCGUUCCGACGAACAAGAUGUGCUUUGACUGUGGAGCAAAAAAUCCGAGCUGGGCAAGCAUAACAUAUGGUGUUUUCCUGUGUAUUGACUGCUCAGGGACUCAUAGAUCGCUUGGGGUUCACUUGACUUUCAUUCGAUCAACAGAGUUAGAUUCUAACUGGUCAUGGUUUCAGCUGAGGUGUAUGCAAGUUGGAGGAAAUGCUAAUGCUUCUGCAUUUUUCCAUCAACAUGGCUGCACAACAAAUGACACGAAUGCUAAGUACAGCAGUCGUGCUGCUCAGCUUUACAGGGAAAAGAUUAAAUCUCUGGCAGCUCAGGCAACACGGAAGUAUGGCACUGAUCUGUGGAUAGAUGGCGGUGGAGCCCCUCCUCUAUCACCUCAAGAAAAAGAGGAAGACUUUUUUGCAUCACACGUUUCUCCUCGGGUUGUUAACAUAGAAUGGGAGUCAUCACAUCAGGAUACAAUUAAUCUAAAGCAGACUUCUUCAGAAAAUGAUUCAGAAAGCAAAGAAGAAGACCCUGAACACGGACCAAGUGUGGAUUGCCUUAGUGUGUCACCACAAGCCUCAUUAGCCAACUCGGAGAAUGUAAAUGCUUCAGGCACCGCACCUAGCAAAGAGAUCAGCUCCAUGAUAAAGAAGAAGCCAAAUCAAGCAAAAAAGGGGCUUGGAGCCAAGAAAGGUGGUUUGGGGGCCCAGAAAAUGAGCAGCAAGAGUUUUAAUGAAAUUGAAAAACAAGCACAAGCAGUAGAUAAAAUGAAAGAAGAUAUGCAUGCCAGCAAAAGAUCUGAGAAAGAAGAGCCAUUGGUGUCAUCUUUACGACUGGCCUACAAAGAUCUUGAAAUUCACAUGAAAGAAGAAAAAUUAAAUAUGGCUGGUAAAAAGAAAACAGAGGUAGAAAGACUUGGUAUGGGAUUUAAUAGCAAUAGAAGUGGUAUUUCCCAUUCAGUAAUUUCAGAUAUGCAAAUCAUAGAACAAGAAACACCUAUAAGUGCAAAACCAAGGAAAAAGUACAGUGAUGAUGAUGACUCGUUUUAUUCUUCCUCCAGUUCAAGGUAUUUUGAUUCAUCGGAGUUGAGAAGUAGCACUUUUUCUAAGUGGGAUGACAAUUCUGAUUCCUACUGGAAGAAAGAGAGCAACAGAGAUGUAGAUACAAUUCUGUCUUCAAAAACUGCAGGCUAUUCAGAUAGGCCUUCCUCUCGUCGCAAACCUGAGUAUGAACCUUCUGCAAGCACAGAUGAGGCACAGAGGAAAUUUGGCAAUGUUAAAGCUAUUUCAUCAGAUACGUACUUUGGAAAGCAAGACCAUGCUGAAUAUGAAGCUAGAGUUCGGUUAGAGAGGCUUUCUGGAAACUCUGCUAUAAGUUCAGCUGAUUUGUUUGAAGAACAGAAGAAACAGCCAUCAGGCAGUUACAAUAUUUCAAAUGUCUUGCCCACUGCUCCCGAUAUGGCUCAGUUUAAACAAGGGGUGAGAUCAGUUGCUGGAAGGCUUUCUGUCCUGGCAAAUGGAGUCAUGACUUCUAUUCAGGAUCGGUAUGGUUCUUAACUAUUGGUAUUCAGCUGAACUGGAUACACAGAAAAGGAGCUUUUUUGAAAUAUACAUCUGUCAGUGAUCAUCGUGCAGAUCUUAAAUGAAGGCUACCAUAAGACUAUAGAAUAUUUUGUUGUAAUUGAUUUGACACCUGUAUGUUUUUACAAUGUGUCCUUUCUGACUCCUAGCAUCUUUCAUCUAACGUAGUAAUUUGUUACUACUUCUGCUUUUAUUCUAUUAGUUUUAUAUGUUCUGUUCAUGCCUUUAUUGUGCAACGAAUAGCAUUCCUACCAUCACUGCCAUCAGUCUGGUUCUGAAAGAGAAGCAUAUGUGGUGAAUGCUGAUCUCUUACACAAAAUGGUUAAUAGACUAGCAAUGAAUUCCUUUUCAUAAGCUUUACCUGUCAGCUGCAGAAAAAGUGGUCAGUGAUAACUUUAAGUUACAGCCAAUAAAUAACACUUUUGAGAUUUGGAGUGGCCGCUGAUCUUGUGCCCUUCCUAUCUGAUCUGUGUAGAAAGUGGUAUCUGGACAGAGUGAUCCCUCAGGUAACUGAACGUGGGAUUUCCCCUACCAAAAUGAUUUAACCUACUAAAUAUACUCCAAUAUGCGGCUGAGGGAGACCUCACAUUCAAGUAAUGAAGGGAUCUUGGGCAUUACCUUCCAGGGCUGGAAGGAGGAGUGGGGAGAGGUAGAAGCCUAGGGAAUGCUUUUGAACUUGCUGCACAUAGAAGCGAGAAGGAGACAGAGUGCAGGACAUCUAAACCGAGAAGGGCCAACAUAAAGUUUAAGAAUGUGUUUAUUUCAGUGGGCUUAAGUGUAUCAAACUCUGUGUUGGAUGGUAUUCAGGAUGUCUUGAUAGUUUCAGACUAAUACUGAUGAACAUGUACAUGACUCAAAAUGGAAGUUAAUCGCUAUGUUCUAAUAUGAAAGUGAUGUCGUAUUUAAAGCAUUGUUUUUUCAUGUAAACAGGUUUGCCUGGAGCAGGGAUGGUUCGCCUCUGGUCCUCCAGAUGUUGUUGGAUCCCCAUUUGCCUCAGGCAGCAUUGCCAGCGGUUAGGGAUGAUUGGAGUUCUAGUCCAAAACAUCUGGAGGGCCAUAGAUUCCUUAUCCCUGUCCUAGAGGCUAUGGGACAAACUCGUCCUAUGUUAAAAGAUCUCACUUUUGUUUGUUGACAGUCUAUUUAUUCAUACAAUUUAAGUUUUAUUUUGAAUUGCAAGUUAAACUCCUUAAGUGCUUUUAAACAAUCAAUAUGAUGUAUAAAAUUAAGACUAAAGUGUGUGUAUGUAUAGAAGUACUUACACACAGACACACACACAUAGAUAUGAGGGAAUCUACAUAUAAAAAUUGCAGGGCCAGACAGACUGUUUAAAUAUCUUAGAGUUGUUAACAUUCUUAAGAAUUUUAAUACCAUGUUGUAGAUUUAAAAACAAAACACUGAAUUUCUGCAUAAAAGUGUUUUAGAGUGGUUGUGUUUUAGACAGCCUAGAAUCAUAAAUGCUCAAAACAAACUGAAUUGAAAAUAUUAUGGCCUGAAAGAUUGCCAAAAAACUUCAUUGUAUCAGUUAUUUUUCUUUUCUUGAACAGCUGUCAUUUCUGCUAAAUAAAAUUUGAAAUCAAUUGUAA
Molecule: messenger RNA, 3398 nt
Organism: Rhineura floridana
Lineage: Eukaryota; Metazoa; Chordata; Lepidosauria; Squamata; Rhineuridae
Gene: ARFGAP3
Product: ADP ribosylation factor GTPase activating protein 3
Exons: 17
Coding region: 196-1791 (531 amino acids)
Biological process (GO): COPI coating of Golgi vesicle
Molecular function (GO): GTPase activator activity
Source: RefSeq, a predicted model, not a curated record